Molecule: messenger RNA, 1457 nt
Organism: Sturnus vulgaris (Common starling)
Lineage: Eukaryota; Metazoa; Chordata; Aves; Passeriformes; Sturnidae
Source: RefSeq, a predicted model, not a curated record
AUGGCGGGCGUGAAGGUGAUCGCCAACGACACCGAGUUCCAGCCCGAGCUGAGCGCCGCCGGCUCCCGCCUGGCCGUGGUGAAGUUCACCAUGAGGGGGUGUGGCCCUUGCUUGCGGAUUGCUCCCGCCUUCAACGCUCUGAGUAACAAAUACCCACAGGCAACGUUCCUGGAGGUGGAUGUGCACCAGUGCCAGGGCACAGCUGCCACCAACAACAUCUCAGCCACCCCCACGUUCCUGUUCUUCCGGAACAAGGUGAGGAUUGACCAGUACCAGGGAGCAGAUGCUGUGGGCUUGGAGGACAAAAUCAAACAGCACCUGGAGAAUGAUCCUGGCAACAGUGAAGACACAGACAUCCCCAAAGGAUACAUGGAUCUGCUGCCGUUCAUUAACAAGGCUGGCUGCGAGUGCCUCAACGAGAGCGACGAGCACGGCUUUGAGAACUGCCUGCGCAAGGAUUCCUCCUACCUGGAGUCAGACUGCGAUGAGCAGCUGCUUAUCACUGUAGCUUUUAGCCAGCCUGUCAAGCUGUACUCGAUGAAACUGCAGGGGCCAGACAACGGACAAGGCCCCAAGUACAUCAAGAUGUUCAUCAACCUGCCACGCUCCAUGGACUUUGAGGAGGCGGAGCGCAGCGAGCCCACGCAGGCCCUGGAGCUGGGCCCCGAGGACAUCAGGGAGGAUGGCAUCAUCCAGCUGCGCUAUGUCAAAUUCCAGAACGUCAACAGUGUCACUUUGUUUGUGCAGUCCAAUCACGGUGAUGAGGAGACGACACGAAUCACGUAUUUCACGUUCAUUGGCACUCCGGUGCAGGCCACCAACAUGAACGACUUCAAACGAGUGAGUGCCUUGCUGAGCCCUGGGGAGCAAACACCGGGGAGGGGGACACAAUUCACACCUGGGGUGCUUGGGGAAAAGCUGCAGCUCUGUCCUGCAUUUCUGCUUUUAACCAUCAGCUGGGUCAGAAGAAAUGGUAAGGACUGAAAGCAUGAGGGGCUGGCAAGUUACACGCACCGAUUUUUUUGGUUGUUUUUUUAAUAGCUGUGAGACUUAGAUCUUGAUUUUGGGAUUCUCUUUAUUGGCACGUUCCUUGUAAAAAGUCCUAUUUCAAAAUACAGUGCUUUAAUAAUGAACUGAUGGUACAAGCACCCUCUAAUUGCAGAAGGUGAAAAGCACUAACACCAACAUGGCACCUACUUAAUUUUUAGCAGCAAAACUUGAUCUUAAGUAAACUUAAAACUUAAUUCCUCUGCUGCUAAUAAGUUAAUAAAGGAGUUUAACAGCUUUUGCUGCCCUUCGCUGCCACUCAAUUAAAAAAUGUUUUACUGCUCUAAAAUAAAUACAGAUUUUGGACCUCCCUCAUUCUCCCCAGACUAGAAAUACAUGAAUUGAAUUUUGAUCUUUUUCCUUUGGAUUUCUGUGGCUGUUUAAGCUGCCUGGAGAAGGUGGAUACAGCA